AUGUCUACAACUGUUAAUAAUAAUUAUACCUCUAGUAGUAGUACCUCUGCCUCUAAUAGCGCUGAAUCCUUUGAUUUAAGAAUGAAAUCAAUGGAGGAUCAAAUCAACAACCUUUCUUUAGACUUUACAAGAUUCAUGAAAGAACCUAUGUUCUCAUCUAAUACCAAUUCACGUAGCCAACCUUCUCAUGAUGAUUCUGACACUGAGAAUGAACAAAGUGAAGAUGAAUCAAGUAACAAUGUCGAUGUUCCAACCGAUUAUAAAUUAUCCGAUACCUUACUUGGUCAGUACAAACAUAUGGUAAACAAUCAAGGUUUACUCGUCGAAGAAGAAUGUAUCCUCAAGAAAGAUGAGAUAUCCGAAUUGAAUAAAGUAUUCAACUUUCCAUCCAACUUCCAAGUCAACGUCGCUCCAUUCGGUACACCUGAAGGUAUUACUGUAUCAUCCAACGUCAAGAACAAUGAUUAA
Messenger RNA from Dictyostelium discoideum AX4, 468 nucleotides. RefSeq lists its product as hypothetical. The record is from RefSeq and is a predicted model, not a curated record. Bases 1 to 468 code for a protein of 155 amino acids. The transcript has a single exon. NCBI's taxonomy places the organism in Eukaryota, Evosea, Eumycetozoa, Dictyosteliales, Dictyosteliaceae.